AAAACCCAUUCUGAGGAUAACUCUUUCAGCAAUGCUCAUCUCACCGAGGACACCUAGAGCGAGGACGCUCUCGACAAUACUCAUCUCACGAAGGACACUCAGAGCGAGGUCCCUCUCAGCGAUACUCAUCUCGACAAUGAAUAUCGCGGCCGCAAGGAUGGUAUUUGCCCGCAAGGUUUCAUUAGACCUGAGAUGAUGCAAGCACGAGAGGAAGGUGAAGAGCAGACUGAGCAAGUCUCACCUUCGCCGUCGAUUUCGCCUUCAUCUUUGCCUUCGCCUUCGACUUCGCCGUUGACAUCGACUUCGCCUUCGCCCUUAACCUCGAUUUCGAAGACCAGCUCUCAAAAGACGGGUCAGAAAAGACGAAAUGAAAAUGAUUCCGCGGGAAGCAAAAAGCCAAAAAUCGGCGGGCAAACCAUCUACCAUAUGCCUCGUCUCCACGGUGUUAAUCAUAAUCAACUUGAAGAAACCCUUGCCGCAUUAUUAGUCGCUCAUCCCGCGAAAAAUACUAAUCAGUCUGAUCUCGUCCGAAUCUUCUAUGCUAUCGCUAGCCCGGAUGCUCUAUAUCAACUGAAAGACGUAUGCAUUGCUGCGAGAAGACAGAAUCGUGCUCUUCCUCGGGACACUACGUCCAUCGCUCACACAAUUCAAGCCUUGGAUGGUUGCGACACGCUCAUUUCCUCUCAAUCUAUACUGCGCCGGUACUAUCUAUCUCGGCUUGCAAGUCAUCGAAACAAACUACUAGACCAACACGACGGCAAGCUCGGGUCGACUCGUUCCUCCACACGCAAAAAUGUUAAAAAAUAUUCCGAUCGGUGUGAAACAAUUGUUUUAGAGAAAAUUGUUGCUGAAGGCUAUCCUCUGGUGUCAAAGAAGUCCAACUCAUACACAAGAAAAAAGAGCUCCUUACAGUUUAAGCUGAAAUGCGGGCGGAGAUGGCUUGAAAUAGAGGAGAACUUUGGCGCUGGUAUCUUUCCUCUUAUACCUAUUGGUGGGCAUUAUCAUAUAACACAAAAUGAGUAAUAUUGAAAAAAUACCAACCGGUCUGUUCUCCGCUUUUCUCCAAGUUCUAGACCAGUUGCGCGGAGAUUUCCUUCGGCAGAUUAGCGAAUCUGUUGCUCCAAACAUCUACCGUAUUUCUCAAUCAUGAGAUGUGUGAACACGUGUAUAGAUUUGAGAGGAUGAUGG
Molecule: messenger RNA, 1188 nt
Organism: Mytilinidion resinicola
Lineage: Eukaryota; Fungi; Ascomycota; Dothideomycetes; Mytilinidiales; Mytilinidiaceae
Exons: 2
Coding region: 193-1023 (276 amino acids)
Source: RefSeq, a predicted model, not a curated record